UCCCAUCAGACUUGCAGCUCUUCCAAGAUAUACUUGAGCUAAAUCUGAGUCGUCAGACAUGAAGGCGUUUUUCUUCUUGGUUGGCGUCCUGCUCGUUGUGUUCUUUGCUGGUGAAGUUCAGUCAUCAGGCACUCAACCACCAACACAGMCGCCUACCCCACCAUCAAUCCAAGACAUGAACACCGAUUUCAACAAUUGGGGGGCCUGGAGACAAGCAACAAAUGACCAAUUUAAUUGGACACUUCAUUCUGGAUGUACGCCAUCAACAGCAACAGGACCAUGCGAUGACCAUACUGGAUCAGGAAGGUAUGCAUACAUCGAGGCUUCCACUCCUCGUGUAACAGGAGACACGGCAAGACUUACUUUCAAUGGAAAUUAUGAUGGAGACUUGUGUAUGACAUUCUACUAUCACAUGUAUGGUAGCUCGAUUGGAUCACUUAAGGUUCACGACAAUGGUGUUGUGGUGCUGAGUAAAGAAGGUGAACAUGGAAACCAAUGGAUGAAGGAAUAUGUAGACCUUGGCAACAACAGAAAUGUGACAAUAGAUGGUGUAAGAGGAUCAACUUUUGAGGGAGACAUUGCUAUUGACGAUAUAUCUGUCUCCAAAGAACGAUGUCCCAGCACAGAAUGCAGAAACUACACCGUGCUGAACACAACAGACCGAGCAGCAAGCUAUCGUGGAUCACCGUACUAUUGUGAUAGGUACAACAUCACCCCUGGAUCYGGAUGGUAUCGCUUCAUGGGAGAUGCUGGGACUACCAUAGCAACAUCAUGUGUUGAUAUGAACCACUGCGGAACUUAUGUCCCAGGAUGGAUGCAAGGUUCUCAUCCCACCAAAGCAGAGGGUAUCGUGAAUCGUACGGUGUGCUAUCACUAUAGUGGUAACUGCUGUUACCGGAACAACAAUAUUCGUGUCAGCAACUGUGGAGGAUUCUACGUGUACGAGCUUGGCAGCCCACCAUCUUGUAACUAUCGUUACUGUGGCAGCGGAAAUAGUACGAAUAACACAUGCGCAAGUAGUCCUUGUCGUAAUAAUGGCACGUGUGCUACUACCUACUAUGGCUACAGGUGCUAUUGUCCAUUUGGUUACAGCGGGGCACAAUGUGAAACAAGUGAGUCGCGCGUAUURAAACAUUCCUAGAUUUAUGUAGUAGUUACUGGGUCUUUGUGAGACACUCUUAUAACGGGUCACAUAAAAUAU
This is a messenger RNA of Actinia tenebrosa (Australian red waratah sea anemone), 1201 nucleotides long. RefSeq lists its product as uncharacterized. Gene Ontology annotation, biological process: heterophilic cell-cell adhesion; establishment or maintenance of epithelial cell apical/basal polarity. Lineage: Eukaryota; Metazoa; Cnidaria; Anthozoa; Actiniaria; Actiniidae. Gene Ontology annotation, molecular function: calcium ion binding. The record is from RefSeq and is a predicted model, not a curated record. Gene Ontology annotation, cellular component: plasma membrane; protein-containing complex.